CGCCCAUUGAGGAAUUGCUCAACUGUGCAACUGUUGAGUCUGCCGAAUGCAGCUGUUAAGAACUGAUAAUCGCUGAUUACUCACUGAGUGGUUUCUCCGCUGAACGCGCCCUAUAUGAAAAUUAACCGUGUAUACAUCACAUAAACACACGUAAAUAAUCGUGUAGACGUAAUCUCAAUAAUAGCUUUAUAGCACAACCCUGAUAUGCAGUAUUCUUAAAUGAAUAUGAGUUAUAUGGAGUUUUGUGCAUAUUUUUCAAGUAUCAAUGAAGUCUAGCAAAAAUUUUAGUCACGGUGCGUUAUGGGGAGAGCUACCAGCGCGAGAGAUGCUGAAGCAGGAAGUGAUAACACCGGACAUCAUAGAAAAUGUUUGGCGACAAGUUAUAGAUGACUCAAACAAUCCUGAUUGUGACUACCGCAAUGACAGGCAAACCGAGUACUUGCAAUUACCAAUGGGAAAUCUUCAUGUACUGAACACCAUAAAUCUUCACCAACAACUACGAACGAUGGAGGAAGGAACUGUGCUUGGAAAUAUGACUACAAUAGAUUCAAAGGAUUCACAAAAUCUGACAGAUUCUAAGAAUCUAUUUCAUUUUCCAUCUCACCAGACAGAAAGAUUUAGAAACAAAUUUAAAGACUGCUCUACCAUUCAUCACUUAACACCACAAACAGCGCGAAACCUGUUGAAGCACAGUGUGAUUACUUUGUUAGCCCAUAUUGGUUUCGAAAAUUCAUCGGAUAUAGCUAUAGAAACAAUCACCGAUGUCGCAGAUCAUUUUCUGAGGAGGAUGACUCUGUUGUUAAAAGUUGCAGUUGAGCAAAAAAAUCAUGGAUUUCCUGACAUUAUGGAAAGAGUGCUGGUAGAGACAAGUGUUGGAGGAGUGACUGCGCUGCACGACUAUUAUCAGGAGUACAUUCUGAAGUUUGAAGAGAACAUGAAAGGAAAGGUCGAAGAGAUGAUGGAGAGACAGAGAAUAUUAGAUGAAGCCGCCAGCAAAUCACAAUACGAAGAAGACAACAAUGUGUAUCAUGAAGUGCCGACACUUCAGUUGCUCGAUCCAGAUAUGGGUUUUCCACCCAGCCUGGACGCUGGCUUUCAGAUGCUCUACAGUCUCGAGCAGGAUGAUGCUUCUAGAUUAAACAGUCUGGAAGUGGAUGAGGAGGAGGAGGUGAAUGUAAGCGAUUCACCGAAUACAACAGGGCAACGAUCCGAUGCGUCUGCUGAUAAAAGAUGUUAAGUUAUUGAGAUAUGUAUAAACGUUUUUACGAGAUCUCGGGAUAGGAUCACAUGGAACAUAUUUAUAGCCGCGGUCUAUGUACUCGUUAUAUUGUUUUAAUAAAAACAGAAUUUUAAAUAUU
Molecule: messenger RNA, 1358 nt
Organism: Odontomachus brunneus
Lineage: Eukaryota; Metazoa; Arthropoda; Insecta; Hymenoptera; Formicidae
Product: STAGA complex 65 subunit gamma-like
Exons: 7
Coding region: 266-1237 (323 amino acids)
Cellular component (GO): SAGA complex
Molecular function (GO): transcription coactivator activity; protein heterodimerization activity
Source: RefSeq, a predicted model, not a curated record